Eucalyptus grandis is the source of this 1194-nucleotide messenger RNA. RefSeq names its product MADS-box transcription factor 23. Gene Ontology annotation, biological process: positive regulation of transcription by RNA polymerase II. Gene Ontology annotation, cellular component: nucleus. The coding region runs from base 216 to 932 and encodes 238 amino acids. Gene Ontology annotation, molecular function: RNA polymerase II cis-regulatory region sequence-specific DNA binding; protein dimerization activity; DNA-binding transcription factor activity, RNA polymerase II-specific. The transcript is spliced from 9 exons. NCBI's taxonomy places the organism in Eukaryota, Viridiplantae, Streptophyta, Magnoliopsida, Myrtales, Myrtaceae. The record is from RefSeq and is a predicted model, not a curated record.
UUUACUUAUAAAUCCCCGUAACUAUUUCCUGAAGGUGCGACAGCUCUACACGCUUUAUUUACUUAUAAAUCCCCCGUAACUAUUUGCCUGAAGGUGCUUAGUCUGCCGUCGCACAUACUGUCCAGCAUUCACCUGCAAACGAAUAAUUGGAGAGAUAAGGGAAGCCCUAGAGCUAUUGUUGCGUAGAUUAGAGAGGUGGGUGUUGGUAUUCAAAGAUGGGGAGAGGGAAGAUUGUGAUAAGGAGGAUUGACAACACGACAAGUCGUCAAGUGACGUUCUCGAAGCGGAGAAGCGGGUUGCUCAAGAAAGCGAGAGAACUCUCGAUUCUGUGUGAUGCCGAGGUGGGGCUCAUUAUUUUCUCCAGCACUGGCAAGCUCUAUGAAUAUGCAAGCACUAGCAUGACUACUCUAGUUGAACGUUACAAAAAGCUAAAAGAGGAACAAUAUCAACUUCUCAAUCCAGAUUCAGAAGUCAAGUUCUGGCAAAUGGAGGCAGCACGCCUGAGGCAACAACUGCAGCAUCUGCAUGAAUGUCACAGGCAAUUAAUGGGACAAGAACUAUCUGGUCUCAGCGUAAAAGAACUACAGAAUUUGGAAAACCAAUUGGAAAUGAGCUUGAAGGGUAUUCGUGUGAAAAAGGAUCAAAUUCUGAUCGACGAAAUAAGAGAGCUUAACAGAAAGGGAGAUCUCAUGCAUCAGGAAAAUAGAGAUAUGCAUAAGAAGGUGAAUCUUACUGGCCGUGAAAACACAGAACUACAAUACAAGGUUUAUGGGACAAGUGAUGUGACUCAAGCAAGCAGUUGCUACAUAUCAUACAAUACAAGUGAUGCGCAUGACUUACAUUCACCGAUGAAUCUCCAGUUAAGCCAACCAAGGCCUGAAAAUAGUGGGAAAUCAGCAAAAGUGACAAAAUUGGGAUUGCAACUGCAAUAGCAGCAGUUUGUGGCUAAGGGUGAUAGAUAGACAUUCAUCACCCUCAGUUAGCAGAGAAGAAACUGUCAAGCUUCCAUGAGUGAGAUAUCAUAUUUGACUCUGAAAGAUGUUCUGGUGGAUGUACCUUGAGGCAUGGUGUGAUUCUAUGAUGUCCCAUGAUUUCAGAUUGCUCUGAAUGAAAUCACUGCUAUGUAUGAUUAUAUUUGCAAAAUAAAGGAGGCAACAUUUUCAUUAAAUUUCCUACUCAUCUCAGGCUUGUUGA